AGUUACCAGUGUUAGCGUUUCUAAAUCACUAUCUUAACUUCUUGAUUAUUCGGUAGAAGCAAAAACCAAAUUUCAAUUCUUGCGGUCAAAAUUAGUUCCUUGCCUUAUUUUGAGCACCAUUAUUUCGAUCAUAAAUUUGUCAGCCACCCAAUCAGCGAGAAAAAUGAAUUAAGAUUUUGGGGAUAACUUUAUCCGAAACAUCACAGGUGUGUUGUAUCCUUAUCCAGUCAGUAUUCAUCAACCAAUCAGAAAAGGCGCGUGAUGCAGGAAAUCAGCGUCAACCAAUCAACAUAGAGAAAACGAAACGAAAAUCACUUAACUUUUUGCACUUCAGCCAAUCAGCAGUUGAGAAACCGAAACGAAAAUCACUUAACUUUUUGCACUUCAGCCAAUCAGCAGUUGAGAAACCGAAACGAAAAUCACUUAACUUUUUGCACUUCAGCCAAUCAGCAGUUGCAAAUCAGUAUCAACCAAUCAAAUCAGCAAGAUUCUCUUAAAGGUGUUCACUUGAUUUAACCAAUCAAAAACAAGAUUAUUAAUCUGAUUUGAGACAUAAAAGAGCAGUCAGCCAAUCAGAACAAAGAAUGACUGUUGGCGGUGGCGGUGGUAGUGGGGAUGGUGUGUUGAGGAGUGGCAAUGUGGAGACUAUAGUGAUUGGGGCUCUGAUAGUGCUCUACACUAUGAUCAGCACCUCCACUGCCAAUGUCGCUGUCAUUACCCUACCCUACAUGAAGUCAGAGUUCCUUAACUUCCCCAACCUGUCCUUAAUAAGUGGGUUCAUGUCUGCGGCCAAGAUCCUCUCCUCCUUCCUCAUCUUUGUCUUCCCCUCCUCCAACUACGAGAUCAUGAUGGUUCUGGGGGUGAAGGCAGUCCUCAUGACUGCACUCUCAGAAGUCUACCGAUUCCUAUCUCCCCAAUCACAAGGUACGUGGAUCGGGGUGUGUAUGGUGUUGUUGACGUUCAGCUGUGGGAGUACAGUGGCGCGUGCUCUCACCAUCACCAAGCGGGAGGACGACACCAAGUUCCUCUCCAACUGCUUCACUGUGGGCAAGAGUGCAGUGCAUGCAGUGGAACUACUCGCCACCACUGUCUUCUACCAACACUACGGGUGGGAUGGGCUGGUCGUGUGGAUCUGUGGUGCGUAUGCAUUUGUGACUCUGACAACAGUGGGCAUGUUCACCCACACCAAGAUGAAGGAGAGGAGCAAACGGGCGGCUAGAAGAGCUGCCAGGAGGAUCGAGGAACACGCGGCACAGAGCGAUCUUGAGAACGAGGGAGAUCUUCUCAUCUACGCAUCAGACACCAGACUAAACACAUCCUACUCGGCCUUAGACGACGAGCCAUUUAGCCGACAUGCGAGUCAAAACGACGCCGACGACGAAGAGGAAGAGCGAGAAUGGCCUCCCGAGGAGAUCCGACGCCACUCGGACAAACGAAGCCGACACUUGAGUGUCACAUCUGUGGCGUCAAUAUUAACCAGUAUUUCCCAAACACGACAGAUGGACUCGUCCGGUAAACUUCACCUCUUAUGGAAGGAUAUUUCAAAGGCGAGUUUGGCUGCCUGGCUCUACCUGUUUUUCUCGGAAGUUGCCGGAAUGAGUUUGGCGGUUAUAAUUCUCUGUGGAACGAAAUACUUGAAAGAUACUUGGGGAUUCACUCCUAAAGAAGCAGCGUUGACAAUUGUUCUGCCCCAGAUCCUAGUCAUUCCAGUAUUUUGUUUAGUUUCCCUGAUCAGAAUUGACAACUUUACUUGUGUGAUUUUUGGAAAUGCGCUAAUUGGUGUAAUAGCGUUGUUGCCUUAUAUCAAUUACCCCAUAGGAUGGUCAUGUGUGAUAUUCGUGUGCGAGUUGUUCAACGCGAUGCGAACUUCGUCGCAAAUGCCAGGGUUUAAUCUACUCGUGCCAAGUCCCCGAAUCGCUCGUCGGUUCAUCUCGAUUUCGACUGUUUUCAUAUUCACGCUACGCACAAUUGGUUAUUCCGGUGGCACUGCACUGUACGAGGUGGACCCUAAAUAUCCUUUUUUGGUCUGCGGUGUGUGCCAAGUAAUAGCUGCACUUAUCUUGUGUUUCUUGCUCUGGUGGCAGAUUCCCCAAAUAGCCGAAACGCGACGGCUAAGAAGUGUAAACGACAACGACAGCUUCGUGAAACGUAGUCUUGCUAGUACGAGCGAUAACCCCAGUUCGGGAAGCCCGAAGAGUCCGAAGAGCGCGGGUAGUCGUGCGAACGAACACAACGAGAUCUAGAGACGAAGGAAAUACGACUGACUGAAAUUGUUUUCAAUCAGUUUCAUUCUGUAUUUAAAUUGUUCGCAUUUUUACUUUUUGUAUCCAAUUCAAUA
This is a messenger RNA of Symsagittifera roscoffensis, 2338 nucleotides long. RefSeq lists its product as uncharacterized. NCBI's taxonomy places the organism in Eukaryota, Metazoa, Xenacoelomorpha, Acoela, Convolutidae. The transcript is spliced from 6 exons. The record is from RefSeq and is a predicted model, not a curated record. Bases 585 to 2243 code for a protein of 552 amino acids.